Prosopis cineraria is the source of this 813-nucleotide messenger RNA. RefSeq lists its product as uncharacterized. Gene Ontology annotation, biological process: transcription by RNA polymerase III. The coding region runs from base 199 to 663 and encodes 154 amino acids. The record is from RefSeq and is a predicted model, not a curated record. Gene Ontology annotation, cellular component: transcription factor TFIIIC complex. The transcript has 7 exons. NCBI's taxonomy places the organism in Eukaryota, Viridiplantae, Streptophyta, Magnoliopsida, Fabales, Fabaceae.
UUGGCGGGGAUUAGCAUCCGCGGCAGUCAGCCAGUAAACAAGUUCGCCGGCGAGGCGGCAACCCUGUCUCUCUCUCUCUCUCUCUCUCUCAGAUUAAUCAACGCUGUUGCCAGACUAGAAACGGAGUGUUGGCGGAGACUACAAAGACUUUUCUUCCAGAAGCAAGUUACGAAGAGGACUGCAGUUGGAAGCAGGAGUAUGGACGCAAAUGUUACACCUCAUGAUCACAAGGAUCAAGAAGAAUAUAUUUUGCUUGAUCUGGAUGGUGUUUCUGGGAAUCUUGACAUUCCUCCAAAUGCUAAAUAUGUUCUAACUAAUUCAAAGGAAAUGAAUCUUGUUGCUCUCAUAUAUUUUUCUCUGCUUUUUGCAACGGGCCUAGAUACAUUAAACCCUGUGUUGAUCAUUGAUGACAAAUUGAAGUUGGUUGGGGAGUAUGAGGAGACAAUUGGAACAUGUAUUGUCUUUACAGAGGAAGAUACUCCUGUUAUUCAUGAAGAGACAGGACCAUCUGAAGUGAAUCUUUUCUCUGGAACUAAGAUAAUUGAUUCAAGUCAACCUCCAAAGAAGCAAGUAAAACCUUCGUGUCAACUUCACAAGGUUCUCAAGUUCAGAAUAUCACCUGAUUCUGAAAUGGAAGCUGUAACCACCAAGCAAGCUAAAUAAUUUUACUAGGAUAUCGUUUCCACAGCAUUUUGCUAUUCAUAGCUAUUAAUGAGGAUUGGUGCUAUGCCUUUCCUGGAAUGUCGUAUCCGACGAUAUUGAAUUGCACGUUUUUCUUGUUGGAAUAUUACAAAUUACAAUAGUUUUAUGACA